AUGUCGAUGAGACUUGCCAUCAUUUUGUUGGUGUUGGCCGUCGGCGGCGUUCGCGCGUCGGCCGGAAUGUUUGAUAUCGCGCAAUUGAGAGAAAUCUCGUACGACGCCGAUAUCAGCGACAAUAUUCUCUGGUUUGCGCCAACGUUUGACAUCGCCAAAUUGACACCCGAAAAUAUUGACGAAAUCGAGCAGGAGCUUCUGCAGAAGUUGCCCAAGGAAAACGACGAAAAGUACACGUUUUUGACGAGCAAUGUUGGCCAGAAGUUCGCGUGCAGUAUUCCCGAGUUUUCGCCGAACAAGACGGACGUUGUACCGCCGACUAGUCGAAAUCCGGCGUAUUACGCGGACAUCAUAUCGGCAAGCUUUUAUGUGACGAAAUGCAUUCAAUUGAAAACCAACGGCUGGUGGAGGUACACGCUGUGUCGGGGAAAUUAUAUUGAGCAGACGCACGGCAAUAAAGGCGAUCCGGAUUUUGCAAACUAUUUAUUGGGCAUGUUCGACGGCAAUUUCAGCAUGCCCGAUUAUCAGAUGUCGACGGCAGAUCGCCUUCUGUACGUUGAAGAAUCGUAUUCGAGCGGAACGUUGUGCGAUUUGGAGAAUCAUCGCGAAUCGAGAAGCAGCCGAGUAAAAUACGAAUGCGAUGUGAAUUUGGGAAGCCAGGAGGCUUAUAUCGUCUCCGUCGACGAGAUCCGCCCGUGCCGUUAUGAGAUUCGCGUCAAAGUCGGCUCAUUGUGUACACUUUCCGAAUUUUUGGCGCCGAAUCAGUUGAAUCACGACAAAAUCAUGUGCUAUCCGUACAUUGGCGGGCAAAAUAUAAAAAAGAUGUUGGAGAAGCAUUUGAGAAUUGCGGACAUGAAGGCGUUUAAAGCGCGCCGAUUCGCCCAGGCGAAACAGGAAGUGGCAAUGGCGACGUAUCGGACGAUUGGAAUCACGACGACAAGGCUGGCGCAUUUGCUGGAGAAAUCGCAAAUUGCCCAGGCUGAAAUGGAUUAUAAGGCGAGAUUGUAUGAAUUUUUAUUGGCGAAAAUAACACUUCUUGAAUCGUCUGAGGACGCUGUUGCAAGCAGAGAAAAAGGAUUAUGGGCAUUAGUCGACAUCAAUGUCAUUCCGACGGUGCACACGAUUUACGAUAGUCCGUUGGAUAUGGAUCGCGGAAAUUUGUGGUUCUAUUUUCAUGAUCGAGCGUGGCCGAAAAAAGUAUUUCCGAGAUAUGUUAAACAUGUUGCGAUUGAAAAUGCCUACUUCAAACAUGCCAUGGAAGCGUUAAACAAGGCGUUGGAUGAUCAAAUGGAUGGAAGGAUAUCGUUUGAAACUCUCCGGCAAAGAUUCAACGCUCUGAUGACCCAUGGCGCUCAAAAGCCGCGCUGGGUCAUCAAUUUGCAUGGAAAUGAGGUGUUGGAUGCGCUGAAAUCGCAAUUCUUCGCGCCUAGCUACAGUUUCAAAAGCCUAAUUUCCGAAUUAUUCGCGCAACAUAGAUUUGAGCGAUAUAUUGCACUUAAAGAAGACGCCGAUGUUCCAUUCUUGUUGAAAGGAUUCGAAAUAUCUGAAAAGUUGUUCCAACAAUGUAGUCGAGAUAUUUCGAUAAUGAUACGAAGAGGCGGACCGGAUAUUCUUGAAGACGUCCAUCCGGAGGGAUUCAACCAAUCCGAAUAUAAAUUCAUUUAUUCCGGAUUGGAAUUCACCAGAAAUAAAUCGGGAAUGUAUAACGUGAGAAUUCCGGAUUUGCAAAAGUAUCGAGAAGAAUUGGAAGCCAAUUUCACCAGAUUGCUCUAUCCUGUGUAUAAUUCGCUUAGGGCGCAAUAUUAUAUUCGAAACGGCGGCGGAAUAUACUUUUUCCUACCCGAUCUUGAGUUUAUCCAUCAGCCGCAUAAUCCGGCGUACCGAUUCCACAAGAAUCUUGCGAAAGACUUGGCCGUUUUUGCCGCCUUCCUUUCCGACGCCACACUAUUUUGUCUGUCGGGACAGAUCCAAAUGUAUCGAUAUAAUCAGGCGCAUGUCAGCGAGGAGAAUAGUCAUGAAGUUUUUUGGAAAUUGUUUUUAGCUGAAGCGAGAAGCUCGAAAGAGGAUGAAGAACGAAUUGUGAAGAAAAUGGAGGAUUUGUUGGUUGGAGGAGGAAAUGAAGAGAUGGAGAAGGCGCUUAAAACUGUUUGGAAUAAGAAAGCCGAACAAUAUUGGAUGGCAUAUUUGAAGGAGGAAGAUGCUCGACGAAAGGAAGAGAAGGCGCUUUUGGACAUCAUUGACGAUCUGAUGCCGCAGGGAUGGAAUCAGGACAUCUCGCCGAUGGGUGUGAAGUUCAAGCAGCACGAUGACACCGAAUCGAUGGAUUUGUUUGAUGUCGCGAGAAAGUUUGAUGAAGCCACUGCGCAAAUCGGCAAAGGUGAUGCGCCGAUGAGUUUCGAGGAAUUCAAGCGGCAAAAAGCGCUGAAGAGGCUUGAGUCGCCGAAUCCGAAUGAGCAGGACGAUGGGUUCAGCAAUGAGGAAUUUUUGAACUAUUUGUUUAAUCAUUUGGAGAAGACAGGAUCAGAUUUUCUUGUGGCUUCCGAAGAGGAUUUGGAGACGUUGAUGGCGAACAAGAAGAUGAUCAAACAAGAGCUCGAAGGGUUCAUGGACGAGUUGAGAAUUCAAACGGAGUUGCACGCGAAAAAGCACGCCUACACGACGAAAUACGAAUGGAACGAUUCUGAAUCGGACGAGCCGAAAAAUUGA
Molecule: messenger RNA, 2706 nt
Organism: Caenorhabditis bovis
Lineage: Eukaryota; Metazoa; Nematoda; Chromadorea; Rhabditida; Rhabditidae
Source: the annotation of a GenBank genome assembly